Messenger RNA from Labrus bergylta (ballan wrasse), 747 nucleotides. NCBI's taxonomy places the organism in Eukaryota, Metazoa, Chordata, Actinopteri, Labriformes, Labridae. The record is from RefSeq and is a predicted model, not a curated record.
AUGGCGACUGCAGCGGCAGAUCUUUUUAAACCUUUGUUUUUCACAGUGUCUGAGUUGAGGAUUGUUCUUCUGGGGAACAGCUGGUCUGAGAGGAGUUCAGUGGGGAACCUCGUACUGGGAAAGACGAUGUUCAACACUGAGGAAGAACCAAACAGCUGUUUGAAAGUCAGAGGACAUAUAAAGGAGAAAGACAUAGUUCUUAUCAACACUCCAGAUCUGCUGCAUCCCACCAUCUCUGCAGACAAACUGAGAGAACAUGUGACAGACUGUGUGAGACUCUCUGAUCCUGGACCUCAUGUGUUCCUGUUGGUUCUCCAGCCUGAUGACUUCACUGAGGAAUAUAAACAGAGAUUCUGUAGAGUUCUUAAACGCUUCAGUGAUCAGUCAUUUGAAAAUUCACUAAUAUUCAUAUCAACACCCAGAGAGCAGGGCUCAAGUAGUGUUAAGAUAUAUUUACAAAAUCAACCCUUAAAAGAGAUGAUCAGAGAAUGUAGAUACAGAUAUUUGGAGCUGGCAAACCUUGAACUUCCAGAACUGUUGACCCGUUUGGGUCAAAUCGUGAAGGAUCACAAUGGAGAGCAUGACAGCUGUGAAGGGUUCAUGGAUGCCCCUGAUGACCUACAAAGAAUUCAACAAAAGAAAACAUGCGAUGCUGUUACUUCUUCUGGUAAGAGAUCUGUUGUAAUCAAAAUGUUUGAACUCACAAUCAUAUUGAUCUCAUCAGAACCUGAAGCUGAUAGUCAAUGA